Molecule: messenger RNA, 2437 nt
Organism: Megalobrama amblycephala (Wuchang bream)
Lineage: Eukaryota; Metazoa; Chordata; Actinopteri; Cypriniformes; Xenocyprididae
Gene: aldh3a2b
Product: aldehyde dehydrogenase 3 family, member A2b
Exons: 11
Coding region: 155-1642 (495 amino acids)
Biological process (GO): aldehyde metabolic process
Cellular component (GO): cytoplasm
Molecular function (GO): aldehyde dehydrogenase (NAD+) activity
Source: RefSeq, a predicted model, not a curated record
CCCUCCGCUUGCGUUUCUACUGUUAACGGAACAGCAGUGUUUAAUGUUUACCAUCGUUCAGCUUGACUGAGCUAUCUGAUCCGGAGGCUUCAUUUGAUCGCCACACAAUAUAUAUACAGCGAAAGGCGUGGACGCACUGUGAAAUAACCCAAGUAUGUCUCGAGAGCAGAAAGCAGUGGAGCGUGCCAGGAAGGCCUUCCUCACCGGCCGGAGCAAAGCACUGGAGUACCGCAUUACCCAGCUAAAAAACCUGCUGCGUUUUGUCAAAGAACGACAGAAGGAAAUCGCAGAGGGCCUCAAAAAGGAUCUCAAAAGGAGUGAGUUUGGAACUCCUUUGUAUGAGACUCUGGGUCUGGAGAGUGAGAUUAACCUGGCUGUGAGAAAUCUGAAAGAAUGGGCAGCUCCUCGACCCGUGAGCAAGAGCAUGAUGACCAUCUCAGACCAGGUCUACAUCCAGCCUGAGCCCCUGGGAGUAGUGCUGGUCAUUGGGGCCUGGAAUUACCCCUGGGCAGUCACCAUCGGGCCCCUCGUAGGAGCUAUAGCAGCAGGUAAUGCAGCUGUGAUCAAGCCAUCUGAAGUCAGUUCUCACACUUCCAAAGUAAUGGAGGAUCUCUUACCAUUGUACUUGGACAAAGAGUUGUACCCUGUUGUCACGGGUGGGGUGACAGAAACCCAGGAGCUGCUCAAGCAGCGGUUUGAUCACAUCUUCUACACUGGAAAUGGCACAGUGGGUAAAAUCAUCAUGGAGGCUGCUGCAAAACACUUAACCCCUACCACUCUGGAGCUGGGCGGAAAGAGCCCGUGCUACAUCGACAAGAACUGUGACCUCGCCGUUGCCUGCCGGCGUAUUGCAUGGGGAAAGUACUCAAACUGUGGUCAGACCUGCAUUGCUCCGGACUACAUACUGUGUGACCCCAGUAUGCAAGAUAGAGUGAUUGAAGAGAUCAAGAAGAAUAUUAAAGAUUUCUAUACCGAAGACCCCAAAAAAUGUAUGGAUUAUGGACGUAUCAUCAAUCAGCGCCACUUCAAGAGGCUGAUGGCAUUGUUGGAAGGCAGCACCAUUGCUGUGGGGGGUGAAAAUGACGAGUCGGAGUGCUACAUUGCUCCAACAGUUUUAAGGGACGUGAAGCCGGAUGCCAAGGUGAUGCAGGAGGAGAUCUUCGGGCCUCUGUUGCCCGUCCUGACAGUGAGCGGUGCAGAUGAAGCCAUCAAAUUCAUCAACCAGAGAGAGAAACCCCUUGCCUUGUACAUCUUCUCUUCAGACAGCAAGCUGAUCAAGCAUAUGAUUGCGGAGACCUCUAGUGGUGGAGUGUUGGCCAAUGACUGUUUGAUGCACUUCUCAGUAAGCUCUUUGCCUUUUGGUGGAGUUGGUAAUAGUGGGAUGGGCCGCUAUCAUGGCAAGUACGGCUUUGAUCACUUGAGCCACUUGCGCGGCUGUCUAAUCAAACAGCUGAAGAUGGAAGGGGUGAAUAAUAUGCGUUAUCCACCACAUACAGCAGAUAAGCUGGGCUGGGCACGCUUUUUCAUCCUCAAACACGUCGACUUUGGCAGUCUGGGCCGCAUGGCGCUGCUGCUGGGUCUGCUGGUGGUCCUUGUUGCAGUGAUUGUACAGAGAAACUAUACUGACUUAGAAUGUGAAUGAUAUGAAGAAAUCUUACCUCCACCCAGAAGACCUGGGUCAGAUGGUGGACUAACUCCUACUGAAGUGCUGCUUCUCUCCUUUGCAUUCAUUUUAUUAUCAUGGUCGUGAUUCAUUUCUAUCAUUAUGACAAUGCUGCAUUUUAGGUCAUUUAAACUAACUUGCAGUUUUAAUACUAAUUAUUAUGAUAUCUGAAGCACUUUAAUCAGUGUUUAUUUUAGAUCGUCAGAUUUGUUUAUGAAGAAUUGUUCCAUAUGAAGAAUAUAUUAUGAUAAUUCUAAUAAUAUUUUGUAUUAUUGUAUUGAUAUAAUACAGAAUACAUAGUUAUCCUGAAUGUUUCAUUUUAAAAUGGAUAGUUUACUCAAAAAUGAAAAUUCUGUCAUCGUUUACUCCCUCGCAUGAUGUCCCGAACCAGUUUGUCUUUCCUUUUUCUUUGAAACACAAAUGAAUAAAUUUUGAAUAAUAGUUAUGCUGCUCUUUUUUCACACGAUGCAAGUGAAUGGGGACUGCCAUAUGGGUUUGCAUCAGCGAGAGGGUGAUUUUGGUGAACUAUUUCUUUAAGAAAGCAGAACAACUACACCAUAUACUGUAUGUAAUGUGUUCCUAAUAACAUUUCUACAAUACACCUGGCAACCAUUUCACUUUAAUAAUAUAUGCUGAAAUUUGUACGUUCUGUAUGUGAAGGAUCAAAGCAUUUUUAGUCCUAACAAUUGUGUCUUAUAGUAAUGCCAUAGAUUUUGAGAGACUUUUAUGACACAGAAAUAAUUUUUAAUGCAACAAUAAACUUGUUUUUACACA